Messenger RNA from Magnolia sinica, 1168 nucleotides. Its product is annotated as transcription factor HEC1-like. Gene Ontology annotation, molecular function: protein dimerization activity; DNA-binding transcription factor activity. Gene Ontology annotation, biological process: regulation of DNA-templated transcription. The record is from RefSeq and is a predicted model, not a curated record. The transcript has a single exon. Bases 262 to 987 code for a protein of 241 amino acids. NCBI's taxonomy places the organism in Eukaryota, Viridiplantae, Streptophyta, Magnoliopsida, Magnoliales, Magnoliaceae.
GUAACACUUAGCUGGUCCUAUUUUUAUUCCUUCCCUUCCCUUUUUCUCAGCUGCAAUUUCUGAUUAAACUCCAACUUCACCACUCCCUCUCUUCGCCUUCCCCAUCCCUCUGUCUCUCAGUCCCUCUGUCUCUCAGCUUUUUUACUUCUCUCUCUCUCUCUCUCUCUCUCUCUCUCUCUCUCUCUCACCUUUUCCUUCUUCCCUUCUCUUUUCUUGCCUUUAUUUCUUUUCUGGGCUUUCUCUAUAGAGUGUGGGAAUCACAUGGAUGUGGGCCUACUAAAAUCUGUAAGAGAAGAACAGAUUGAUAUGAUGAUGUUGAUGAACAUGGACAAACUACCCGAAUUCAGCAGCCCCUUCUCCGACACCAUUCCUCAGUCACCGUCCAUCGACUUCUCAUACACCAAUACAUUGCCUGUCUUCGAUCCAAUGCCAUCUGUGAAUUCACCUACAUUAAUCAAUCCAACACCCUCCUCAUCAUUUAUCGGCAAUACAAUUCAAGAACCAGCAAUGCCAUCUCUCCUUCCAGAUGUUCUAGCCGGAGGGCUGAGGGACACAAUCGAAUUGCCUGGUGAAAGUACACCUCAAUCUUCACUAUCCAAACGUAGCUCAGUGGCAGCGAUGAGGGAGAUGAUAUUCCGUAUAGCUGCAAUGCAGCCAAUCCACAUAGACCCAGAAUCAGUAAAGCCACCCAAGCGAAGGAACGUGAAAAUCUCAAAAGACCCACAAAGCGUGGCUGCGAGGCAUAGGAGGGAGAGGAUAAGCGAACGGAUUAGGAUACUUCAGAGACUAGUUCCAGGUGGAACGAAGAUGGACACGGCGUCGAUGUUGGAUGAGGCGAUCCAUUACGUGAAGUUCUUGAAAAGUCAAGUGCAAUCGCUGGAACGGGCGGCUGCUAAUAGAAAUAUGGGUGGUCUUAGACUUCCGUCGGCAAAUUCAGGCAUAAAUUACCCACAGAUUCCAAAAGGCUACCAAGCUUGUCAGAUUUAGAGUCCUAGCUAGCUAGUUGCUUAGUUGAAGAGGAUUAGUUAAAGUAAGAGUAUAUUGUGGGAGUUAUGAUGGUAUGGGAAGCUGUAUAGAAUUAGAAUAUGAUUGAGUUGGUUAAGAGUCCAUAUUAUAGUUGGAGAUAUCUUGUUUUGUUGGUUGAUAUUGUUAUAAAUCUAUUGUUGAA